This is a messenger RNA of Phytophthora sojae, 849 nucleotides long. RefSeq lists its product as hypothetical. The coding region runs from base 1 to 849 and encodes 282 amino acids. The transcript has a single exon. NCBI's taxonomy places the organism in Eukaryota, Oomycota, Peronosporomycetes, Peronosporales, Peronosporaceae. The record is from RefSeq and is a predicted model, not a curated record.
AUGGAGUUGGGCACUCAACCUCCCCCUCCAAACCAAGUCACGUCGACGGUAGCUGGUCCUAAGCUUAGUGACCACUCUGAAGCAGCUUCAAGCAACGUCCAGCACGAGCGUCCUCCGCCUGACUCCGCCCCGGACAGCAAGAAGCUGAAGCUGAACAAGGACAACGAUGUGAAGUCGUUCAAGUUGACGCCAGUUCAGCACGAGCUGCUCGUUUGGCUGGAGUCGACAUUCCCCGACUGGCCCACGCGGCGCUCCACAGAACCGGCGGAGCUGCGCCACAAAGUAAAGUGGAAAGCGAUCGAGGCCGAGAUGAAGGCCGACUUCCCCGAGCUGGAAGUGAAUAAACGCUCGAUGGUGAACACGUGCGCCUACUGGAAAAAAUGCUGCGAGCUCAAGACGUUAAGACGGUGGAGGGAGGACAAUAGCAUCGACAAAAGGGCAGAAAAUGCCAGACUUGCUGGCUCAGUUGGUCCCGCCCAACUCCAGCAAGAUUUGGCGGCAUUCUUCGCGGAUGCCACCGAGCUGGCGCACCAGCGUGAACAAGACGAGGUCGAGCGUGAGUCUCUGGUGCGCAAGGUGGACGACCUGGAGAAGAAAGCCGAUACCCUAAGCGAAGGUCGUCAAACGGCGUUGCUGCUUCGAGGAGAGUACGAAACCCAAGUGCUGAGUUUACAGAAUCGGGUCUGUCUCCUGGAGAGCCAAGCCCAACAAAUGGAAGAGUUCGUCGCCGACCUGGAGAAGGAGAAGCGGAAUGGGAAGGAGAAAAUGAAGUUUCUGCUGGCCCAGUUGAAGGGGGCGAUGGCGGAGAAUUUCAAGCUGGUGGAAGCGGCGGUCAAGCCUCUGAAGUGA